Messenger RNA from Lodderomyces pseudojiufengensis, 969 nucleotides. It is a transcript of the gene CUP9, whose product is annotated as transcription factor CUP9. Bases 1 to 969 code for a protein of 322 amino acids. The transcript has a single exon. Gene Ontology annotation, molecular function: DNA binding. The record is from RefSeq and is a predicted model, not a curated record. Gene Ontology annotation, biological process: regulation of DNA-templated transcription. NCBI's taxonomy places the organism in Eukaryota, Fungi, Ascomycota, Pichiomycetes, Serinales, Debaryomycetaceae.
AUGCAAUUAACUGAAUUAAUCAAUCCAACAAGGUCAUCAUUACCUUCAAUUCCAACAACUUCAAAAAUACAACAAAAUACCUUAAAUUUACCUACUUAUACUUCAAUAUAUUCAAAACAAUCACAAUCACAAUCACAAUCAUAUUCACAACCAAAACAAGAACAAUCAAUAGUUGAACCUUUAAAAAAGAUAAGUUUACCACCAAUUAGUGAUAUAUUAGCUCAACAACAACAAACAACACAAGAUCAAUUACCUUCUGUAUCUCAUUUACCACAACAAUCAUCAUAUCAAUCAUCAAUACAAUCAAAUAGUUCAACACCUUCAUCAAUUUCUUCAAAUUCUCAACAAUCUUAUUUUACAUUUAAUGCUCCAGGUAAUAGAUCACCAAAUUCAAAUAGUUAUACUACAACUACUACCACGAACAAUUCAUCAUCAUCACCUUCUUCAUUAGUAUCACCAAAUAUUUCAUCACCAUCUACUCAAAUACCUUAUUAUACUCAACAAAUUCCACAAUAUAACUCAGUACCACCACCACAACCUCAACAACAACAAUAUCAACCACCAAUACAGCAACAUCUUCAUCAAUAUACAUCUCAAUAUUCCCCACCACCACCACCACCUCAUUUUACAAAUCAAAUCCAACAACCAUCAAUGAUAAGAUCAAAUUCAUAUCCAGAAAGAUUAAAUAAUAAUAACUACAACCAACACCAUCUCCCUCAACAACCAUUAAAAAUAAUAGAUCAAACAAGAAAUAGAAAAACAAGAAAUAAUUUACCAAAAGAAAUUACAUAUAUUUUAUUAAGAUGGUUAAAUGAUCAUUUAAAUCAUCCUUAUCCUAACAGUUUUGAAAAAAAUCAAUUAAUGUUAACUACUGGAUUAAAUCAACAACAAUUAAGUAAUUGGUUUAUUAAUGCAAGAAGAAGAAAAAUUAAAAGUUUAAAAGAACAAAAAAGAAUGAAUUUGAUUUGA